GUAGAAUCACACCCCUGUAUAAACCCAGCUCCCAAAAUGAGCCCCAGUUAAGAUCAGCCAGAUGGAUGCGUUUAGUGCUGAAUUUCCCUGAAAAUUAAGACCUAACUGUAAGCCCUAAGUGUCUUUUGGAGCAAAAUAAUAAUAAUAAUGUAAAACCCGGUCUUAUUUUCGGGGAAACACAGGUAGCUAUACUUAAAUUAUGCAUUAUUUUAAUAUGCUAUUUUUUUUUAAUGUUUUCCCGUAUCAGAACAAUUCUCCUUAGUGUCAUCUCACUCCUGAAUGAACCAAACACUUUCUCUCCUGCAAAUGUGGACGCUUCAGUGAUGUACAGAAAGUGGAAAGAGAGCAAAGGGAAGGAUCAAGAAUACACGGACAUCAUCAGGAAACAAGUCCUGGGAACCAAGGUGGAGGCCGAAAGGGACGGAGUCAAAGUCCCCACCACGCUAGCGGAGUAUUGCGUCAAGACCAAGACGCCAGCCCCGGACGAAGGCUCCGACCUCUUCUACGACGACUAUUAUGAAGACGACGAGAUGGACGACGAGGUGGAAAGCUGCUACGGGGACGAGGACGACUCCGGCAACGAGGAGUCUUGACGAGGGAUCCCCCGCCCCGUCCCCCCUUCUUUCGCCACCCCCCUCCCCGUCCCUCCUCCCCCUCUCCUCCUCCCUCCACCGCUGCCUCCUGCUGCUGCACCUGAUAGUAGCAAUAAAUUACCUGACUCAUACUUGAACCCAGGAUCCAACCCGGCUGAGACCUGGAAA
Molecule: messenger RNA, 761 nt
Organism: Notechis scutatus (mainland tiger snake)
Lineage: Eukaryota; Metazoa; Chordata; Lepidosauria; Squamata; Elapidae
Source: RefSeq, a predicted model, not a curated record